This is a messenger RNA of Polyodon spathula (Mississippi paddlefish), 915 nucleotides long. RefSeq names its product N-alpha-acetyltransferase 25, NatB auxiliary subunit-like. Gene Ontology annotation, molecular function: protein binding; protein-N-terminal amino-acid acetyltransferase activity. The transcript has 9 exons. Bases 25 to 894 code for a protein of 289 amino acids. Gene Ontology annotation, biological process: N-terminal peptidyl-methionine acetylation. Lineage: Eukaryota; Metazoa; Chordata; Actinopteri; Acipenseriformes; Polyodontidae. The record is from RefSeq and is a predicted model, not a curated record. Gene Ontology annotation, cellular component: cytoplasm; NatB complex.
CCGCUUGCACUCUGAUUUCCCAUCAUGGCGGCGAGGGGCCAUGUGCAAGAUGCUAACGACAGGAGGCUUAGACCGAUUUACGAUUACCUGGACAAUGGCAAUAACAAGAUGGCAAUCCAGCAAGCCGACAAGCUGCUCAAGAAGCACAAGGAUCUUUACUGUGCUAAGGUCCUGAAGGCAAUAGGUUUACAGCGGACGGGCAAACAAGACGAGGCUUUCACCUUGGCACAGGAAGUCACUGCCCUCGAACCCACAGAUGAUAACUCUCUGCAAGCGUUGACCAUCCUCUACAGGGAAAUGCACAGACCGGAGUUGGUGACCAAACUGUAUGAAGUAGCUGUGAAGAAAGUGCCCAGCAGUGAAGAGUAUCACUCGCAUCUCUUCAUGGCUUACGCGCGGGUCGGGGAGUACAAGAAGAUGCAACAGGCUGGGAUGGCACUUUACAAGAUUGUUCCCAAGAACCCCUACUACUUCUGGUCAGUGAUGAGUUUGGUUAUGCAGGCGAUCUCUGCGCGUGACGAGAAGCUGUCGAAGACCAUGUUCCUGCCGCUGGCGGAGAGGAUGGUGGCGAAGAUGGUCAAAGAGGAGAAGAUUGAGGCAGAGGCUGAAGUUCAGCUUUAUUUCAUGAUUCUGGAGCGGCUAGGAAAAUACGUGGAGGCUUUGGAGUUGGUGAGGGGCAAGCUAGGAGAGAAGCUGACCAGCGAGCUGCAGAGCCGGGAGAACAAGUGCAUGGCACUCUACAAGAAACUGGACCGGUGGCCCGAGUGCAAUGCGCUCUCCAGAAAACUCUUACUGACAAACCCAGAUGACUGGCAGUUCUUCCUGUCCUACUUUGAUUCCCUCUUCCAUGUAAUUGAUGAGUCCUGGUCCCCACCUGAAGAAGGCGAGCAGUGAGUAUUGUAUGGUGUUAUCGUC